Exophiala spinifera is the source of this 678-nucleotide messenger RNA. RefSeq lists its product as uncharacterized. Gene Ontology annotation, cellular component: membrane; cytoplasm; cytosol. Gene Ontology annotation, biological process: intermembrane lipid transfer; ceramide transport. Lineage: Eukaryota; Fungi; Ascomycota; Eurotiomycetes; Chaetothyriales; Herpotrichiellaceae. The coding region runs from base 1 to 678 and encodes 225 amino acids. The transcript has a single exon. Gene Ontology annotation, molecular function: ceramide 1-phosphate transfer activity; ceramide 1-phosphate binding. The record is from RefSeq and is a predicted model, not a curated record.
AUGGCUCCUCGAAUAGCUAUACCUCCCGGCGAGACUUGGUUUGAUAUGCACAAUACCGAUUUUCCAGACGUUUCAGUCUCUGCUGAUGGAGAGGUGUCGACAACAGAAUUUCUUUCCGCAACUGAAGCGACAACAACCAUAUUCGACAUGCUUGGAUCUGCGGUAUUCACACCUAUCAAGAAUGACAUGCUCUUCAACGUAGGGCGGGUGCGGUCACGGCAAGCCCAAGAUCCAAGGAGCUCAGAGAUGUUGCAGGGCCUAGUCAAGAAUGAACUCGCUACCCGUGCUCACUCUGCAACUGCAGGGUUGACAUGGUUGGUCCGGGGUCUAGACUUCUUGAGCCACGCCCUACGGACUGACCUCACGCAAAACAAUGGCAUUUCAGCUACGGAGAAAUUUCCAAAGAUAGACUUGAGAGAGUCAUUCCGAGACAGCUAUAAGGUCACACUGUCACCUUAUCAUACAGCUAUGAUUAGACCCAUCUUCCGAGCAGCAAUGGGUGCAUCACCUCGACGCAAAGACCUGUACAUCCGGCUGAGUGGAAAGGGAACUGAUCCAGAAAUGGCUGUCCAGGCGAUGGAGAAAUGGGUUAUAGCAGUAGAGACAAUCGUGACAAUUUUGAAAGAUUUUCUAGCAAGUGACGAGGUUAAAGCGUCACUACCAGAGAGCAUACAGUAG